Messenger RNA from Chelmon rostratus (copperband butterflyfish), 3732 nucleotides. RefSeq names its product paralemmin 1b (gene palm1b). The record is from RefSeq and is a predicted model, not a curated record. Bases 323 to 1012 code for a protein of 229 amino acids. Gene Ontology annotation, cellular component: membrane. NCBI's taxonomy places the organism in Eukaryota, Metazoa, Chordata, Actinopteri, Chaetodontiformes, Chaetodontidae. Gene Ontology annotation, biological process: regulation of cell shape. The transcript has 6 exons.
UCCAACCUGCUUCAGACGACGCCCCACCGCCCGUGAGAUUUCCACCGAGGGCCGCGCCAAGUCUGCCGUGCGUCUUUUUCGCUCCGGCGGAAAACCAUCGGGCUCUUAUUACUGUCGGGCUGCGCGCUCGGGCUGCCCACGGCAUCACUUCAGCAAUAACAGGAGGGGUGCCAGCCACAAGAAGAAGAGGAGGAGGAGGAGGAGGAGGAGGAGGAGAGGAAGGGGUGGUGAGAGUAUUCCGAAUUGACGCUCAGAAAUAAACAAGGAGACACCCUGUUUGGAAGACGUCUGUGGCGGGAAGCGACAGGGAUCCGCAACUGAGAUGGCUGAGGUGUCACAAGAGGAGAGACUCCAGGCCAUCGCUGAGAAGAGGAAGAGGCAGACAGAGAUCGAAAACAAGAGGAGGCAGCUGGAUGAUGACCGGCGGCAACUCCAGCAUCUCAAGUCAAAGGCGCUGAGGGAGCGCUGGUUGUUAGAUGGAGCUCCAGCGGAGGAGGAGACUCAGAAGCGUCUGCAGGAAGACGAGGUGAAGACCAAACUCCUGGAGCAGGUCAUCCUCAGGCUGGAACAAGAGAUUGAAGAGCUGGAGACAGACGCGCCAGCCAAUAAGGGUGUGGCCAAAGAAAAUGGAGGUGAGAAUGGUGUAGUGCAGACCUCUGGUCAGACCCCCAAGAGAGAGGUGACAGGGAUUGAGGCCAAGCUGCUGGGUCCCAGUCCUGACCAAGCUAGCGCCGACAACCCCGUGACCCUGGUGUUCAUGGGCUACAAGACCGUUGAGGAGGAGCAGGAGACCCGCACGGCCUUGGGAAUGGAAGGGGUGGAUGGCAACGUCAAGGCUGAGUUUGUUGUGAUCGAGGAUGGGGAGGGGAAGGCCGGUGGAGAGGCAGCCACGGCAGAGCAGGCUCCACCCAACGGGAGCAUGGCGGAGAAAGAAAAGGCCAACGGUGGCGGAGAGGACGGAGAGAAGGAGAAGGAGAAGAAACAGACCUGCAAAUGCUGCACGGUCAUGUGAGCUGUGUGUGUGUGUGUGUGUGUGUGUGCGUGCAUGCGUGCGUAUGUGUGUGUGUGUGUGUGGGUGAGCGCACACCUGCUCCUGUGCAGGCACGUGUGCCAUCGCAUGUGUCCGUAUUUGCAGAUGUGCUUAAUUUUCUGUAUGUGGAGGAGUGUGUGUGUGUGUGUGUGUGUGUGUGCCAGGACUGGAGAGAAAUACAAAAAACGUACAGUUCCACAGCCAAUAUACCAACAAUGAGAGCUAAUACGAGCUCCAGCUACAACAAGAACCACAAAGACUCAUAAGUACACUUUACUCUGUAUACUUUCUCUGAUAUGUAUUUGACUUUUGGUUUCUAUUGAUAUUUUUCUAUUUUUCUGUCUUGACAUUUAUAUUGUAUUCAGUAUGUAUAUCUUUAUUAUGGGACUGUGUACUGUAAGUUCAUUGUUAUUAUUGUUGGAAAAAAAGAAAAUGUAUUAGCUCUCUGGAUUGUACUGCUACCCACUGGGGGAAAUCUGGAAACUUUAAAUCAUUUAAGUCAAAACAGCAAACUAUGAAGGACACAGAUACUUAAAAAUAUAUAUAUUUCUCUGUGUAGGCCUACCAAUUAUUUAUCGGUCAAUUUCAUAUUGCAAUAUUGUCUAAGAUAUUAUUUUAAAUAGUAUUUUAAUAUAUUGAUAUGAAAUUAUGUUUUAUACAAUGUAUUUAUUGUUUUUGGUUCUCUGUAUCAUCUCCAAACAUUAACUGCAUGUAAGCUUGUAAGCACUACCAGAUUCGCGUUACAAUCAUAGAAAGUGUCUGCGCUCUCUUAGACUCAUACGUGCUCAUAUCUUUAGUCUUUCUAUCAGUAACAGCUCAUAUAAUUGGCAGGUUAGAGAUGUGUAUUAAGUUUAAAAAGAAAUCUGCAGCACGGAGACAAAGAGGCUAGUUAGCGCGUUAGCUUCUCAUAGAUACUACGUGUGACACAUGUACAUGAGGAUCACAGCUUUUCUAUUUUUUAAAAAUAAGACGGCUACACUCACUUUAUGUUCAGCAGAGUCGUGACGAACCAUCGCGCAACGAUUUAGAACACGCAUAAAUGAUUUUGUUCUCUCAACAGUAGACUCAAUGUAAAUCUAAUGAGGUAGCACUGCAUGAAGCCUUGCAACUGUUCUGAGUGUCCUGUCACUUGUUAGGUCUUUAUUAUACGCUAUCAUGUUCACAUGAAUGUAAAUCCAGGGGUUAAAUUGGGAUUCGUUGUACCAUAACGAGAGGAGGCGGGUUUGCUCCGCUCGCCGUAAAGAAAAGAAAAAAAGAAAAGGAGAGGAAAAAAAAAGCUUUUUGUCUCUUUAUGAACCAAAUAAAAUCUGAUGAUACUGUAAUUUCACUGUGUGUUGGUCGGCUGCUGGUUUCUGUCCUGCUCGCUCCCAGUUUAACCCCUGACUCUUUGUCUGUAGACCUGGGCCCAAUAGCACUCGAAAAAGAAAAACUGGGUACCUUAAAUCUCUUGAACACAAGGUAAAGAAUUUAGUCGAGCUUAGAAAUAGGCCAUAUUCUGUAAGAAAAAACAUUUUGAACUGUGCAGGUUGCUAGCAAGACAAAUCGUGCAUAUACACUAUAGCAAGUCAGAGCUAAAUGCAGUAGAGGUUAUUGGACGGUCUGGGUCGGCGAUUCCAUGCCACCAAUGUUUCCGCUCCCCAUGUCUCUGAUUCACCCACACAUCAUCACCCUCAUCUCACUGUCUCGUCCUCGUCCAACAAACGCAGCCCCACCUUCUAUGCUCGGAGACACGCAGUUCAAAAACCUCUGAAGUUGGUGCUAAUCCUAAAUCUCGUCUGACGCCCCCCCAUCCACCAACUGUCUCUUUCUUUCAGCGCGGUCAAUCUGUCUCGCUCAAAUCGCUGGUGAGGGGGAUUGUGGGAAUCUACUGCCUCCUUGUUGAAUAAGAGAGUCUUUCGCAACCUUCAGUGCCAGAUGCAUUCUCUCAAGUCCUGCCUGCGUUUACCACCAGAGAAAUGCUCCCUUCUAACAUUCCAGAGGGAGGUCAACAGGCGUGGGCAGAUCAAAUAUAGUCUAUGCUUUCCAUAUGUACAGUUCCACUGUAAUUGUACGACUUGCAACUUUCUUUCUUAUAUUGACUCUCAUGUUUUUCUUUCCUAUGGCCUCUUUGCAAGGCGGUAUAUUGUAUUUGAUGUGUGUGUGUUUUUAAAAAAAAUGAUGACUACAUCUGUGUAUUGUUGGUGCCUUUGUCAGGUUCAGUUGGUUGGACUUGUCUGUCUGCUGCCAUUUUUAGACCGGGGUUUCUACGUGCUCUGCUCCUGGUCAUGACGACCCACUGGAAACACUGCCUUCUAGUCUAGAGGGUCACCACACAACUACGACAGAUCCUACUCGUUUUUCACGUGAUCAAUAAAUGCAGCUCAGCCUAUAGGUAGUAUUCAGACUACUGUUGGUGUCUUGAAAGCCUCCACACAUAUAAGAAACCACACCCAAAGUUUAACAUUUUGCUGGGAUACAAGCUUUAUGCAGUAGACUGACUGACAGUUUAUGUAUUUAUGUACAGCAUACACACGUGUGCAUAUCUAUAUGCACACAUACAUCUGUGUACAUAGAAAUACGUGUACAUUUGCUGAGCUAAAGCUUUGCAUACUAGUGGGUCUCUGGGACAGCAGCAGAAAAAGCAACCUUGUGUUAGACCAAUGCCUGUUCAUCUAUUCUGUGGUCGUCUCAGUGUUUAAUCUUGAAUAAAACUACUGUUUGUU